This is a messenger RNA of Chionomys nivalis (European snow vole), 918 nucleotides long. RefSeq names its product JNK1/MAPK8-associated membrane protein-like. Gene Ontology annotation, cellular component: membrane. The transcript has a single exon. Gene Ontology annotation, molecular function: ubiquitin protein ligase binding. The coding region runs from base 1 to 918 and encodes 305 amino acids. The record is from RefSeq and is a predicted model, not a curated record. Lineage: Eukaryota; Metazoa; Chordata; Mammalia; Rodentia; Cricetidae. Gene Ontology annotation, biological process: response to unfolded protein.
AUGGCGUGCUUUGGACUCUACUGUGGGAAGACCUUAUUAUUUAAAAAUAGCUCAACUAAAAUAUAUGGAGAGUGUGGGGCGUGUCCAAGAGGACAGAGAACAAAUGAAGAGAAAUACUGUCAGCCUUGCACCGAGUCCCCGGAACUUUAUGACUGGCUUUACCUUGGUUUCAUGGCGCUGCUUCCUUUAGUUUCCCAUUGGCUCUGCAUUGAAUGGGACUCAAAGAAAAGUUGUUCCAGCGGUGCGUUCUUCCAGCAAGUCUCUGCGUUACUUGAAUGCAGUAUGGCAGCCGUGGUCACAUUACUUGUAAGUGAUCCCCCCGGCACCCUUUCCAUCUAUUCCUGCGGGGUGCGAAUGCUUUCAGAUUGGUACACGAUGCUCUACAAUCCAAGUCCAGAUUACAUCACCACCCUGCACUGCACUCAGGAAGCCGUGUACCCACUGUACACCAUCGUGUUCGUGUAUUACGCUUUCUGCUUGGUAUUCAUGAUGCUGCUCCGACCGUUUCUGGUGAAGAAGAUCCAGUGGAGCCUAUAUAUGCCAAACCCAUUUGAAAGCAUUUACACGGCCCUCUACUUCUUCCCGGGUUUGGCUGUGCUGCAGGCCGUUGCAGGAGGCCUCUUGUACUAUGCCUUCCCCUACAUCGUACUGGUGGCAUCUUUGGCUAAUCUGGCUGUGUUCCUGGUUUUUGCUAAAAUUGAGAGCUACAGUGAUCUGAUAAGAAAGGACAGACUUCUUGUCCUGUUCAACCACUGGUUUCUUCAUGCCUUUGGCUUAAUUGCCCUCUCCAGAGAGAACCAACUUGAACAAGAUCUGCUCUUUCUAUUUUUGGUGCCUGUCCCAGCCCUUUUUUACUUCUUCACUACCAAAUUUACCAAACCAUCACGAAUAAUCUCAGAAGGAGCCAAAGGAAACUGA